Molecule: messenger RNA, 926 nt
Organism: Tachysurus vachellii
Lineage: Eukaryota; Metazoa; Chordata; Actinopteri; Siluriformes; Bagridae
Product: granzyme B-like
Exons: 4
Coding region: 242-871 (209 amino acids)
Biological process (GO): proteolysis
Molecular function (GO): serine-type endopeptidase activity
Source: RefSeq, a predicted model, not a curated record
AUUAUUGCUUUUUAAUGGUUUAAACCUGUAAUUAAAAGAUUACAAGGUUCUUAAUAUCAUGAUUAUGUCCCAUUAUUUGUUUUCUCGGGGACAGGAGUGUAUUUUUAACACUGAGGACAAUUGAGGCACUUCCAACAGGAGUGUAUUUUUAACACUGAGGACAAUUGAGGCACUUAAUUAUAACACUAACUGCAUAUGUUUUGUUUUGUCAGGGGCUUUGGAGAGUGGUAUUAUUGGAGGAAUGGAAGUGAAAGCACACUCCCGACCCUACAUGGUGUCUGUUCAGAUUAACAAUAUGCACGUGUGUAGUGGCAUGCUUAUCAAAACAAAUUAUGUGCUGACUACAGCCCACUGUGUAGAUGAUAUUGAAUACUCUGGAAAGAACAAGCUGGAAGUGGUACUAGGAGCUCACAACAUCAGUCAAAAGGAGCCCCAACAGCAGAGAAUCAAAGUGAAGAAGUACAUCAAGCAUCCCUGUUACAAGAGCAAUGAACGUCCAAAUGAUAUCAUGCUACUGAAGCUGAAGUCCAAAGCCAAGCUGAAAAACAGUUCAAUAGCUGGUUGGGGCAGGACAAAACAGAACAGCGCUGCAUCAAGAGUCCUAAGAGAGGUGAAGCUCAAAGUACAAGAUAUCUCUGAGUGCAAGAAGCUUUGGCAACAUUAUUUUGACACAGACAGCAUGAUCUGUACUGCCCCUGAUGGAAGAGGUGCUUUUUGUAAGGGUGAUUCAGGGAGUCCUCUUAUCUGUGGAAAUGAACCACAAGGAUUAGCUGCAUAUACCUACCCUCACAACUGCUUGGACCUUCAGUAUCCAGAGGUCUAUACCAAGCUCUCCUACUUUCUUCCAUGGAUUAAAGAAAUAAUACACUAGAGAGAGAAUUAACACAGUGGAAGUAUCCACGACCAAAAUAUGGAAGUAAAAGCAA